Molecule: messenger RNA, 387 nt
Organism: Paramecium octaurelia
Lineage: Eukaryota; Ciliophora; Oligohymenophorea; Peniculida; Parameciidae
Source: the annotation of a GenBank genome assembly
AUGGAUUAGGGAUUUUAUGUCAAGGCAGUUCAACCAAUAGCCAAUAAUACAUUGAUAUGUGAAUAUGCAGGAGAAGUGUUUCGAUUUGCAGAUCAAGUGUACAGCACAUCUGAUUCAAUGAUGAGUUUGCUUGAAACUAAUUUUGCAGCCACUUCUUUAGUGAUCAUACCACAAAAAUAUGGCAAUCUUGCCAAAUAUUUAUCGGGAAUUAAUAAUACAAAAAAAAAUAGUAAGAAAUAAUAAUAAAAUGUGAAAUCCUAAAGAUUUAAUGUGGAGGGCGAAUCAAGAGUGAUCUUGUAUGCUUGUCGAGAUAUCAGGACAGGGGAAGUGCUCUAUUAUGAUUAUAAUGAAGGUGGAUUCAAUUAUAAUACAAGAUUCUUUGUUUGA